ACUUUUAGUUUAGAAAGGGGAUAUAAAACAACAUCUUGGUGAUCAAGGACCCAGGGCCUUGCUCUUGUAUGGUAAAAAAGGAGCAAGUGCUACAUAAAAUGGAGGCACCGCUGGGAUCUAGUUCCUAAAAUUUCUGUUUUUUGUUAUUGUUGCUGUAAUCAAGAUAGUCAUAAUCCCCUUUAACUGAAUAACUGUUUGAAAAGUGUAUGGUUAUUACCCAGAGUAAUUAAGUUUGAACUGUGUUUAGUUCAUGUGAAUGUGUGAUUUGUGAUAUUUUGGUUUAGUUUUAUUGUUAUUAAGGGAAAAUUUGUGUAAGAUGGAAAGCCACACUGUGCUAGUUGGUGAAAUGAAGAACUGGUGCAGGGGUGAAGGGCUCCAAGAGGACCAUGCACUAAUGGUGAUUGUUCCAGAGACAACCGAAAUAACAGCUAUUGAAGAAGCUUUAGGAGCUAUUAAGGUUUUGGGUCGUGUGCGUGUAAGAGGAAGGAUGUUCAGUGCUAAGCUAGGAGGGAUGAUGGUGUUGUGUGAGAGCAAAGAGAAAAUUAAUGCUGACAGUGUUCCACCCGAGGUACAUCCUGGGGAAGGGCAAGAAGCAUGGCCUAUAGUCAUCAUUAGUGAAAGGGCAGUUACAGAUGAUGAUUUUAGUGUUAAGGUAACCUCUUUAUUGCAAGCUGAGGGAAAGACAGUAGAAGAUGUGCAGGCUCUCUUUCCUGGUCAAAGCCCAGCUCCUUCAUCCACCGAAGCUAUUCUACGUGCUGUGGGCGAUUUGCUAGACAAAGCAGCUAAACCAGCCGCUGAGAGUGGAAGCUAUCGUCGUCUUCGCAUCUUUUCUGGCACGUUACCAACCCCUGCCGGUGAAGAAUCUUUUGAUCAUUGGUCGGAGCAAGCAAACUUGAUGGUGGCCGAAAGUGAUUGUCCUGAAAAAGAAAAGAGGAGAAGGAUUAUGGAAAGUGUUAAAGGCCCAGCAAUGGAGAUUCUCAAAGCAGUCAGAUUAUCUGAUCCUGAUGUCAGCCCAGAGCGUUGCAUAGAAGCUCUCGAAAGUGCGUUUGGGACUGCUGAAUCUGGAGAUGAUCUGUAUUUCUCUUUUCGCCUUAUGCAGCAACAAUCAGGAGAAAAGUUGUCGGACUUCUUGAGGAGACUGGAACGUUCUUUGACCAAGGUAGUCCAGAGAGGUGGAUUGCCGGCUUCUCAAAUGGAUCGAGCCCGUGUGGAGCAGCUUCUCCGUGGUGCUGUGACAUCUGAUCUAAUGUUAAUCCGACUGAGACUAAGAGAGAGAAAAACCAGUCCUCCAAAUUUCUUGGAACUGUUAAGUGAGAUUCGCAGUGAAGAAGAGUAUGAAGCUUCUCGUGCCAAGUUGAAUCCAUCAGUUCAUUCCAUUCAUGUAAAACAGGACGUUGAGGGAAAACAAGCUGAGAUUCAAACUUUAAAGGCUGAUAUUAAAGAAAUAAAGUCAAUGUUUGCAGCCCUGGCGACUAGGCCUCAACUUACAGAACCAGAAAGAAAUAUUAAAGCACCUGCAGAGAUAUGGCACGCACCUGAGAAGGAAGCCGAAUCUGAAGUUGCGGCACUGAAAAAACAAGUGAAAAGACUGCAACAAAAACUCAACAACAAAAGGACUAACAUAGACACUCCAGCUGCUGUCAUGGCAGUUGCGACAUCGCGUCCGGAUCAAAAUACUUCAAGAAGGUUCCGCAAUGACCCUGAUGAGCACUUUUGUUACAAGUGUGGCGAACCUGGACAUAUUGCUGGACAAUGCAGAAACCCUGAAAACCCAAACAAAGUCAUCCGGAAGCUAAUUCAGUCUCUUAAAAAAGCCAAAGAUGCCUGCCAGCCCACUACAGAUGAGCUAGCAGCCAAGAAUGUUGUCUGUAAUGCCAAGAGAAGUGCCGUAGAUUUACUGAGACCCAAAAAUAUCCCCCCUGGCUUAAUAGGGCCCCCAUCCAUUGAGCCAGUGAGAGUUAAUGGACAUCCAUGUGAUGCUCUGUUAGACAGUGGGUCCCAGGUGACCAUUAUCUUUGAGCAGUGGUAUAGCAAGAACCUGUCAGAUGUUCCUAUCUACCCAGUAGAGGGCUUGGAUAUUUGGGGUUUAAGUGAGUCUGAGUGCACCUACCCUUACAGAGGUUAUGUUGUUGUUGAGAUGGAGUUUCCAAAGAAGGUGGUGGGUACCCCAGCAAUCAUUGCAGUGUUAGCUCUGAUCUGCCCCACUCCAAGAGGUCCAGAUCAAACACCCAUUAUUGUUGGGACCAAUGCUAAGGCAAGCCUCCCCCAACGUUUAGCCAAACUAUCUGAGGAGAUAUCUGGGGAAGACACUGCCACUACACUUAGCGUACAGGGUGUUGUUACUGCUGAGAAGUCAGAAUCCAGUAAUUUGGAUAUUGAGGAGGAAGAUCAGGAGGUAGGACAGGUGAAGUGGUUAGGGCCUGGUUCCCUCUCGCUACCCCCAGGGGUUAGUCAUCUUGUUGAUGCUAGUGUUGAGUUCAGUCAGCCAGUAGGCAAAGAAAUCCUGAUGCUAGAUGUUUCCCCAACUGACCCCCUUCCAGCAGGUGUGCUGCUGCAGCCCAUGGUUGUGCCGCGCUAUGCACUGGACUCCAGCAAAGUAACUCUCCUGUUACAGAAUGAGUCUUUGAAAGAGGUGCUCAUUCCAGUUGGGACCAUUCUAGGUCAUCUGUUCUUGACAGACAUUGUAACAAACGUUCCCAAAUCAGACCAAUCAACAGAUAAGUUUGAUGCCAGCCAGAUUGACUUUGGUGACUCGCCAAUACCAGAGAGCUGGAAAAACAGACUCAGAGACAAGUUAGCACGGAGAUCCGAUGUCUUCUCUCUCGAUGAGUGGGAUGUGGGAUUAGCUAAGGAUGUUGAGCACAGCAUAAGACUUGCAGAUGACCGACCCUUCCGAGAACGAUCUCGACGUCUUGCCCCAGCUGACAUUGACGAUGUCAGACGUCACCUCCAAGAGCUUCUAGCUGCUGGCAUCAUCAAGGAGUCGAGAAGCCCCUAUGCAUCACCAAUUGUGAUCGCUAGGAAAAAGAAUGGGAAAGUGCGUAUGUGCAUCGAUUAUCGCACCCUCAAUCGACGCACCAUUCCGGAUCAAUACACCACUCCUCGGAUCGACGAUGCUCUGGACUGCCUGUCCGGAAGUCGCUGGUUCACCGUACUAGAUUUAAGGAGUGGUUACUAUCAGAUCCCGAUGAAAGAACAAGACAAAGAGAAGACUGCUUUCAUCUGCCCACUGGGGUUUUACCAAUUCGAGAGAAUGCCACAAGGCAUCACCGGGGCCCCAGCAACCUUUCAACGGUUAAUGGAAAAAGCUGUGGGUGACAUGAACCUCCUCCAGGUGUUGGUCUACUUGGAUGAUCUGAUCGUCUUUGGGAGGACAUUGGAGGAACACGAGGAGAGACUAUUGAAGGUCCUGGACAGACUGCGUGAAGUUGGACUCAAGAUUUCCAUUGACAAAUGUCAGUUUUGUCAACCAAGUGUUAAAUAUGUCGGACACAUAGUCUCAGCAGAAGGUGUAGCAACCGAUCCUGCCAAGAUCGAGGCUGUCACCACGUGGCCACAGCCCACAGACCUUAAGUCCUUGAGGUCGUUUCUUGGAUUCUGCGGUUACUACCGUAGAUUCAUAGCCAACUACUCCUCCAUUGUCAGACCCCUCACAGAUCUAACUAAAGGCUAUGCUCCAACACAGCGUGGCAAGAAAUCUGCUAAAGAACAGAAAACCUACCUCAAAGAGACUGAGCCAUUUGGUGAGAGGUGGGACCAAGAGUGCAUCGACGCGUUCCACAAAAUCAUCUAUUGCCUCACCCAUGCUCCAGUGCUGGCAUUUGCUGAUCCUAACAAGCCAUAUGUCCUACAUGUUGAUGCCUGUCUGUCCGGGUUAGGCGCUGUCCUUUACCAGGAAUACCCUGAGGGAUUGAAGCCUGUAGCUUUCGCUAGUAGAAAGUUAACAGUGUCAGAGAAGAACUACCCCAUUCACCAAUUGGAGUUCCUGUCUCUGAAAUGGGCAGUCGUGGAUAAAUUUCAUGACUACUUAUACGGAGCCAGAUUCACUGUACGGACUGACAACAAUCCACUCACGUAUGUGCUUACCACAGCGAAACUCAAUGCCACUGGACAUCGCUGGCUGGCCUCUUUGUCCACGUAUAACUUUGACAUUCUGUACAGACCAGGUCGACACAAUGUUGAUGCAGAUCUGUUGUCAAGACAAGAGACAGAGGAAUGGGAGACCAUACCUCUGGCAGGUGUUCAGUCUAUCUGUAAACGUGCUGUGUUGCAGAACUCAAACACUACAUCACCUACAUAUGUAGAACAGCUAGGAGCUACUCCUGAGAGUAUCCCAGAUAUCUUUGCUUUUCCCACUCGCUUAGAUGUGUGUUCUUUAGGUCAGCUCACCCGCUCAGAAAUUGUAGAUGCUCAAGCUAGUGAUGCAGUGAUAGGACCAGCAAUCCAGGCAUUGAGGCAGGGCCGUUGGUCCCAGGAAGUUGCAGCUAGGCCAGAGUUAGCAGUAAUUAAGAAAGAGAUGGGGAAGCUAGCAAUGAAGGAUGGGUUGCUCCAUCGUCUCAGCAAGAAGCAAUCAGGCGAAGAGGUCGCACAGCUAGUUCUUCCUGAGGUGUUUAGGAGCACUGUGUUGAAAUCCAUGCAUGAUGAUUUUGGACACUUAGGUCUAGAACGAACUCUUGACCUGAUCAGAGCCAGGGUCUAUUGGCCCAAAAUGGCAGUAGACAUAGAACAGUACAUAAAGAACUGUGGAGAGUGCAUCACACGUAAAACUCCAGGUCAGAGAGCCUCUCCUUUACACCAGAUAGUGAGCAGUGGACCAAUGGAUUUGGUCUGUAUAGACUUUCUUUCAGUAGAACCAGACUCAAAAGGUGUGGCUAAUGUGUUAGUGAUAACAGAUCAUUUUACGCGUUAUGCCCAAGCCUUUCCAGCUAGGAACCAAAAAGCUCACACGGUAGCUAAGAUCCUAGUGGAGAAGUUUUUCGUUCAUUAUGGUCUGCCAGCAAGAAUCCACUCCGAUCAAGGGAGGGAUUUUGAAAGUCGUCUGAUCCGAGAGAUGCUGAAGAUGAUGGGAAUACGGAAAUCACGUACAACCCCGUAUCACCCUCAAGGUGACCCACAACCAGAGCGGUUUAAUCGAACCCUUCUCUCUAUGCUAGGCACCCUCAGUCAAGAGAAGAGGAAGCAAUGGAGCCAGCACAUCCCAUACUUGGUGCACGCUUACAAUAGUACCAAGUGUGACGCAACCGGAUUCUCACCGUAUUUUCUGAUGUUCGGCAGGGAAGCCAGGCUUCCAGUAGAUCUUUGUUUUGGUACAUCACCUGAUGGAAGCAAUGUGGGCCAUCACCUUAGGUAUGUGGCUAAACUGAGAGAAGACCUGAAAAAAGCCUUCCAACUUGCUUCUGCUGCAGCUGACAAGACACAUCUGAGAAACAAAAGGUCCCAUGAUAAAAGAGUCGUUCCUUGGACACUGGAACCAGGUGACAGAGUGUUACUAAAAAACCUUGGCCUCAAAGGGAAGCACAAACUUCAGAGCCGUUGGAGCGCUGUCCCAUAUGAAGUGGUGGAGAAACUACCAAAUCUACCAGUGUACCGAAUCCGACCGGAGAGUGGAAAUGGUUGCUUAAAAACAUUCCACAGAGAUCAUCUCCUUCCCAUUGGACAGCUGGUGAGGAUGCCAAAGGUGGAGGAUGAGAACAAGUUGCUUCAAAAACCUAAGACAAGAGCAGACACACAGAAAAAACAAAGGAAAGUGUUGCAGCCUUCCAUCCAUGAACAGGAAGACACGGACUUGUCAAGCGAUUCUUCAGUUGACUGUCGUGUUCAAAGACCCCACCGAACAUACAAAACUUACCUGGAUAGAUUCCUACAGAAGAGAGCCAGAAGAGAUGGUCUUGAUUCUAAUGAUGAGGAGCCUGCACCUGUCAGGGAGGAGUAUGUAGAGGAGGAAAGAGACAGUCAGGGAGAGGAUGAGGACCAAGAACAGGGUUCAGAUGCUGGGGAGGAAACGGGUCCUGAAUCAGAGACAGCCAGUGAAGGAGAACCAGUUAGUGGUCUAGAUGUAAGGGAUAUUUCAGAGCCACAAGUUAGGCCAAAAAGACGAGUGAAGCCAGUAGUUAGACUCACUUACGAUGAGCCGGGUAAGGCUAGAGAUCAACCUAUUACUAUAGUACAUAGGGGUAUUGUAAUCAGAAUAGGCAAAUAGGUUUGUCUGACCACAGCUGAUGUUCCUUAAAAUGAAACACAGGGUUUAAAGUGAAUGAGGGCAUCCACACAUUUAGAAGGGGGAGGAUGUAACACACUGAGUUUCAUUGUUGUUUAUAGAAAAGAACAGGGAUUCUAAAAUGUUCAAUGUUGUAUUUAUGUUUACAAAUUAUGUGUUAUUUUAUUUUCUAUGGUGUAAGUUUAUCUUGGUAUGUGUUGUUAAACAUGUUAUGUAUAUAAAUAUUUAUAUUGCACUUCAUUUGGGAAGACUGGUGUAGUUUUGUGAAGUGACCAGCAGGGGGAUCGAGCGGUCUGGGUGAAGAGUGGAGGAGAGAAAAAGAAGAAGAAGGAAGCGGAGAGCGGACGUGGGAGACAGCAGAACAAAAGUUAGAGAGAAAUGCAAAGCCGACAGUGGUAAGCUUUGUGGUAAAAGUAACAGUUACAUGGUGGAGAAGACCUCUGUCCGACUGUCCACCCGACGUCGGUUCGUCAGUUUUCCCGUCCGUGUGGUUUAAACUGUGUCGUCGAAGUGACGCACGGAACGCCGUGGCUAGCUGGUAGCCUUACUAGCACAGCAAGGACAUCCUGGCUACACGUGUGAGCCGCCUUUUGGGUUUUUUCUCUUGAGCAACGAGAGGAGUCAAGCGCAGGAGGACGGACAUUGGUGAGGAGCUUUUUACCUGCUGUUGUCUGCUGAGAAGAGCGAAGGACCGGAGUCAUUCGGGACUGGUUGUGAGGAGUCGAGGACCGGAGUCUACCCCUGGAAUCAGGCCUGAACUUUGUUUUUAUUUAUUUUGCCGGCUUUAGUUUAAUUUGAGGCUGAUAAAGGGCCCUAUGUGUAUGUUAAUGUGAUGUAUUGGUUGAUUUUCAUUUUAUUUUAUUAAAUUUCCACCAAAAUCAGUUCUAUAUAAAAGUUUACUAUUUUA
Molecule: messenger RNA, 7124 nt
Organism: Amphiprion ocellaris (clown anemonefish)
Lineage: Eukaryota; Metazoa; Chordata; Actinopteri; Pomacentridae
Exons: 1
Coding region: 317-6199 (1960 amino acids)
Biological process (GO): proteolysis; DNA integration
Molecular function (GO): nucleic acid binding; zinc ion binding; aspartic-type endopeptidase activity
Source: RefSeq, a predicted model, not a curated record